This is a messenger RNA of Fonsecaea pedrosoi CBS 271.37, 1497 nucleotides long. RefSeq lists its product as uncharacterized. NCBI's taxonomy places the organism in Eukaryota, Fungi, Ascomycota, Eurotiomycetes, Chaetothyriales, Herpotrichiellaceae. Gene Ontology annotation, biological process: carbohydrate transport; transmembrane transport. The record is from RefSeq and is a predicted model, not a curated record. Bases 1 to 1497 code for a protein of 498 amino acids. Gene Ontology annotation, cellular component: membrane. The transcript is spliced from 9 exons. Gene Ontology annotation, molecular function: carbohydrate:proton symporter activity.
AUGGCUCUUUCCGCAGCGACACUUCGUUUGUUGAUCGUCAUCUUCGUCGCCCUUGGGAGCACAACCUACGGUUACUGUGCCUCCAUCAUCAGCACUACCCUGGCACAGCCCUCCUUUAUCGCUUACUUUGACCUUGACACUCGGUCCAAUGCCACCGAUCUGACCGGGUCCAUCUUUGGCCUGUUCCAGACCGGUGGCUUCUUUGGCACAUUGUCGUGUUUGAAGUCGGCUGACUGGUUGGGUCGACGCAAAGCACUCUUCUAUGCAGGGUUGGUCACCACCGUAGGCGGAGGUCUUCAGGCUGGGAGCGUCAACAUUGGAAUGUACAUCUUUGCACGGUUCCUCACUGGUGUCGGUAUUGGUGCUCUCGUCACUCUUGUGCCGCUCUACCAGAGCGAGAUUGCGCCCCCCAAGAUUCGAGGCUUCCUAGUCGCCAUGCACGGUGUGAUGCUGUGUGUUGGCUACUCAGCCGCCAGCUGGGUUGGGUUAGGGUUCUACUUUGUCGAUGCUGGCGGGGCACAAUGGAGACUCCCCCUGGCUAUCCAGGCGCUUUGGCCUGCGGUGCUUUCUGCGGGAGUUUUGUUCCUGCCCGAAUCUCCUCGAUGGCUGCUGGAUCACGAUCGCUACGAAGAGGCAUUCGAAUCCUUCAAACGCGUGCGCGCCGAGUCGUCCGACGCCUUCUUGAGCGACGAGGCCGCUCUCAGAGCCGACUUUGCCAUCCUCCGCGAGCAGAUCAUAUUUGAGAAACAACAGCAACUGUCCCUGUGGGAUAUUUUCCGCCUGCCACAUUAUCGCAAGAGGCUCAUUGUCGGGUUUGUGACCAUGGUCGCUCCCCAGGUCACCGGCACGCAGAUUAUUUACAACUACGGGUCGCAGCUGUAUAAGAGUCUCGGGUUUAAUACCCUCGAACAACUCCUCCUGAGCUGUGGAUGGAUCACUUUCUCGCCCUUUGGGAACUGGUUCAAUGGCCUGGUCGUGGAUAGAGUCGGCCGAGUGCGGAUGCUGCUGAUUGGAAUCAUCGGCUGCGUGCUCUGUCUUGUGGGCGAGGUCAUCACGCUCGCGCAGCUCGACAAGGGUGAGAACAAGGCCGCCACCAAUGCCGCUGUCUUCUUCCUGUUUUUGUUUGUCGGUUUCUACGCAAGUUUCAUCGAUGCGACCACAUACAUCUACGCUUCGGAGAUCUGGCCAACUCCCAUCCGGGCGAAGGGGCUGGCAUUGUCCAUCUCGGGCCUGUUUCUCUCGUCACUGGCCAUUCUUCAGGGCGCUCCAGCCGGUUUCGCCAACAUCGGCUGGCGAUACUACCUGGUCUUCAUCUCCGUCACCUCUGUCAUGGUUGUCUUUAUGUUUUUCUAUUUCCCCGAGACCAAAAAAUUGAGUCUCGAGGAAAUCGGUGAGAUUUUCGGUGAUGAAGUCGCGCAUGUCGACGCCAGCACCGCGACGGCCAUGGGCGAAAAGGGCGUGACGGAGCUGCACAUUGAGACUACGGAUGUCAAGUAG